GGGAUUUCCACUAUUUUUUGAAGUAGAAAUCGAACAAUUUUUUUCUGCUUUUUCUUUCGCAUCUCAUUAGAAAGCAACAUGAUUUUUUUUUUUAAAAGCAUAAAAAUUAAAAAUUAAAAAAAUAGAAGAAUUGGUACGUGCGGGAGUUUCAGUUUCCUCUAGGAGGCAUUUUGAUUUUUUGACACAUUAAAAAUAAAAUUAACGAAAAAUUCCUUCUUAUUAUUCUGGUGAGCCACUAUCAAAGAUAUUUGUAGCAAAAAGUAAUGGAGGACACGUAGGGCCUAAGGAACAGACAGAUGGUGUGUGGUUAAGAAACUGAGUCUCUCUCUCUCUCUCCUCCAUGUCCUAACACCAUGUCUCAAUACACAUUCUCUUCAAUACUCAUUUUUUUCUUCUAAGUUCUGAGCCAUCCUUUAUAUAUGUCAUCUCUCUCUAUCUUCAUUCUUACAUGCAUUGAGAAUUUACAUGAAGAGGGAGAGAAAGAAACAGAAACUUGAGGUCAAGGAGGAGAGGAAAAUGGAGGUGGCGGUGGUAGUGGAGCAAGUUGAUGCGUUGGCUGCAGCAGCGAUGGUAGCUGCGGCUGCGGCCGUUGAGGAGGAGGAACUGUGGGGAAUGAGGCUCACGGAAGGAGACGUUGUGGUCGACGAGCUGAUGACAUGGAGCACCGUGUUGCCCUCAUGUUGGAACGUGGAGUUUGUUGAGAAAAAUUAUGGAGUAUUGUUCGAAGAUGUUGUCUGGGAGGAUGAUCUUUGGAAUCUGAACACUUCCACUUAGCUCCCUCCUCCUUUAGAUAACAUAAGACAAGAUUGAAGUCGUGAGAUUCAAGGUUUUUUCAAUCGAUUCGGUUGUUCGGUUUAAGUUUAUAUGAACCAUAUAUUGUAUUUGUUUUGGUAUGGUUUUUUUGAGUUUUUGAUCAUGUUUUUACUAAAAGAAAAUAUCCUUAAUUCGAGGACUUUUUAUCAUAGAAAAUCAAGUUUGUUUUGGGUUUUGGUUUUUUCUUGGUUUAGUAUUAAGUUUUUUUGGUUGGGGGGGGGUUUUAAGAACAGGAACAAAGUUAAAAAAAGAACAUACAUUAUGUGCCC
This is a messenger RNA of Brassica rapa (field mustard), 1082 nucleotides long. RefSeq lists its product as uncharacterized. The record is from RefSeq and is a predicted model, not a curated record. Lineage: Eukaryota; Viridiplantae; Streptophyta; Magnoliopsida; Brassicales; Brassicaceae.